Molecule: messenger RNA, 795 nt
Organism: Oncorhynchus masou masou (cherry salmon)
Lineage: Eukaryota; Metazoa; Chordata; Actinopteri; Salmoniformes; Salmonidae
Product: probable G-protein coupled receptor 141
Exons: 3
Coding region: 1-795 (264 amino acids)
Molecular function (GO): G protein-coupled receptor activity; oxysterol binding
Source: RefSeq, a predicted model, not a curated record
AUGUCGCAAGGAUCUGUACAAAAUUCCUGGAAGCUGAAAAUGUCCCAGUUCUUCAAUGGCCUGUAUACUCAGCAGCCAUGUCACCCGUUGAGUAUGUUUGGGAUGCUCUGUAUCGACGUUAUCAGACGCUAUGUGAUUGUGAUGUCCAUGACCAUCUUCCUGAUGCUGCUGAGUCUGAUGACCCACUUCCUCACCUCCAGGAGAGUAAUGCUGUGGAGGACAUUUGCUUUAAUCGCCAGCGUGGCGGUGUGGGUGGUGACCUUUGUGGUCAUUUUCCCAAUCCUCUAUUUCAACUACGGCAAGGAAGUCCAUGAAGACACAAGCAAAAUGGCCUCCAAUGACUCUCACUGUUUCCAAUUCGGCAGCCACCUGAAAAAUCACUCUGGCGUGAAAAAGCUGAACUACAUCAUGAGCUCUGUGAUCGUUAUCGUGGUCUGUGUGCAGACAGCACUGCAGUGUCACGUCAUGAGCCUUCUGACCAGGAAGUACGAGCUAGACUGCAUGCUUCACCAGGAAUUCACCAGCAAUUCACCAGGAAUUCACCAGGAAUUCUGGGCUCAGCUGAAGAGCCUGUGUUUUGCUGUGGUGCUGCUGGUGUGUUUCAUGCCCUAUCAAAUGUUCAGGAUUUACUACCUGGAACACCUGCAGCAGCUGGAGCACACUAACGAGGUGUUCCUCAGUCUCACGGCCCUCAGAUGUCUCGACAUGUUUACUUUCCUAGAGAGGGGACACUGCUAUAUGUGUGACCUCUUCUCACAUUACCAAAACCUCGCUGUAAUAUUGCUUCCCUUUUAA